AUGAAUAUUCCGCCCCCAACAACAACUUCAUCAACUCUCGCACCAACAAUAACAACAACGGACCAACAACAACUUCCAACAUCUCCGCUGAUCAUUAGAAGAUCAACAGCAGUAUUUCAAAGAAAUUCUACGGGUACAAAGGUGAUGGGUGGAGGAAAACGUUAUGCUUGUCCUUGUUUAAAUUUAAGUAUUAAUUUAUCAUCAUCAAGGGAUAUGAAAUAUGAAGAGUGGUGUACAUGUGAUGGUGAAGGCUUGUUUUCAAAAACACAACUUGAUGAAUUUAAAAUUAAAUUCUCUCAUGUUGAUUGUAAAAAAUUAAGUUUAACGAGAGGAACGUCUAUUGCUGGUAUUCAAUCAUCUUUGGAUAUAUUUAUGGAAAAUAAUGCUCUAGAUGAAUCGGAAUCUAUUGUAAAAGCAUUUAAAUGUUUAAAUUGUGAAACUUUCUUUGGCUUUUAUUUUGAAAAGUUCCAAACAUUCCUUGUAAAUACUACUCAACUAUUGGAUGAAGUUGCUCAAGAAAAACUUAGACAACAAGAAGAUUUCUCCAAAAUAUUUAAUAUUGUUCCUAAAACAACUAAUAUUAACACUAGUGAUAAUUUAUUAAAACAUCCACUUCUUGUACAAUAUCAAAAAGACAUGCAAAAGAAAUUAAAUGAUGAAAGAAUUAGUAUGGAGAUGAGAAUUAAAGAAUUUAUGAAAAAUGAAAAGAUUCAAUAUCAAAAAUUGCUUUUAAAAACACAAACGGAAAAGGAUACAAUCUUUAGGAAAGCAAAGACAAUCUUGGCUGAAUCAAGUGAAACUCAAUCUUUUGAUGUAACAAAUACAGUAACAGCAGAGAAUGAUACUGAACUGAGUGAAUCUUCUAGAGGAAGAAUGAGUUCAGCAGUAUCACAAGAUGGCUUGAGUGAUUUGAUAGAUGAGAGAGUUAGUCGCUCUCUUUCACCAUCUGCAGUUGAUGAAAAGAUUAAAAAGGCAAUGAGUACAAAUACCUUUUUUAAACCAAAUCCAACCUUAAUGAAUCCAAAGGAGAAGAUUAGAUUAGAGGUUAAACCAAGUGCCAACAAAUUCAAGGCAACUAACCUAGAUGUUGAUGAAGAUUUAUUAACACAAAAGAGUUUCCAUUACAAAAAGAUGACAACUCAAUUGAUGAGCAGAACAUACACUCCAUCUGCAUUCUUCUCUUUUGAUGAAGAAGGUGCCGAGUCACAGGAACCUACAAAGGAAGAGGAAGAAGAGGAAGACGAAGUUGAAGAAGAAGAACAAUCAAUGGCUGAACAAACAUCUCCUCAACCUCAAACAAGAUCAAGAAGAAGACUCGAAUUUUCAAAACCACCACCAGUUGUUGUUAAACCAGCUUUUUAUGGUUCCUCUGUUCCAAUUAGUAUUACAAUGAGACCACAAGCUCAGCAGCAAACUGCCAAUGAGAAAUUACCACUCUACUAUGAAGAAUCAAACGAAACCAAACCAGAAACGCCAGAACAAAGAAAGCAGAGAACCAAAUCCUUCAAAACAAAACCUCGUUUGGAUGAUGAUCCAUUCACUGAAGUUCCUCAAUCCUACAUUGAAAGAUAUAUGACUUUCAGAGAGGAAUACAUGAAAAAUAUUGAUACACUUCCAGAAAAAGCAAGCCCAGCCGAGGAACCAACAGAAGAGGAACUCAAAGACUCAACGACUGAAAAACAAACAGAGGAAACUUUUGAUUUUGAUGAUGAGGAAGAAGGCAUGUCAUUGUAA
Naegleria gruberi is the source of this 1734-nucleotide messenger RNA. RefSeq lists its product as uncharacterized. The transcript has 2 exons. Lineage: Eukaryota; Heterolobosea; Eutetramitea; Acrasida; Naegleriidae. The record is from RefSeq and is a predicted model, not a curated record. Bases 1 to 1734 code for a protein of 577 amino acids.